This is a messenger RNA of Rotaria sordida, 2675 nucleotides long. The record is from the annotation of a GenBank genome assembly. Lineage: Eukaryota; Metazoa; Rotifera; Eurotatoria; Philodinida; Philodinidae.
AGACAUUUUUAUUUUUAUUAAAAGUGUGCGCAGUUCGGGAAGUAACGUUCAAAAUGUAUGAUUUUCCUUUUUUUGUUCAUUUUUUUGAGUAUUCGAUUUUCUCUGUAGGUUUUGACGAUGCACCAGGAUUUGUUCUAGAAAAAGAUGUGUCAAAAACUACAUUUGAUGUGCUUAAACUGUUACACAGGAUAUAUUUCACAUAAAUCGACCAGUUUCUUAAAAAAAAGACGAAUUAGUUUGACAAACGUAGUCGCUUUAGGUUUUUCUCUAUAAGAAAAAAUUCUUUCUUUUUCUUGAAGAAUAAAAUAAAUAACUCUGGCACAAAUCAUAAUAAAUAUCGAUGGAGUUUAAGAAAAAAGAAUAAAUCAAUCCAGAUAAUACAUAUCUGAAUUCAUCGUUAGAUUAGAUGAAGAAUGAUUCGAGGGAGAAAUCAACCGCUGAUCACACGAAUAUUAUAUUGAGAAUGAUUUUAUCCUUACUCAACCACCCAUGUCGAUACGACACGCUGUCGACACAUGACGUACAAAAAUUCACUGUGUCGGCACGUGUGGUUACAUCUAACUCCAUCAUAUCAUUGUCUCGGUAGCGUGUCGUAGUGACACGCGGGUAAUUAAAGAUCUCUAGUAAAACCUCCCUUAACAAUUGCCAUUCAUUUCAAUGUUAAAAUUCAAAUCAGUUUACUACAAAAAUACGUCCUACGAUAGUUUUUCAAAUAAUAUAUAAGAAAAUUAAUACACAAAUAGAUGUCGCUUAAUGGUACAUACUGUAGUAUUGAACGAGGAAGAGAAAUAAUCAUUUUCCGAGGAAUUGUCAUUGUAUUAUGAAUGACAAAAAAAAAACAAUGAACGAUUAUGUUCAUAUAGAAAGGUGAUAAAUACAGAAAUGCAUAUCAUUACUCAUUCAGUAUUUGCCAAAAAAAAAUCAAUUUUUAUGCGUAGUCUCCUAAUUCAUUAUAAUAUCAUUCUUAUGUUUAUUUUUCUUUAAGAUAGAUACGUUCAUUAUAUCAUGUAACAGCAACUUCUAGACAUUUUACCAAAAGAUUGGAAUGUGUUCAUCAUCAAUGGUAAUCAACGCCCUGUAACAACGGCUCUUCGAAAACAAAUACGAAGACUGAGCCCGAACUUAGAUCAACCACCUGAUGCAAAACCAAUCUUGGUGAUUUUCUGUUUUUCUGCUGGAUGUAUGUAUAUAGUUGUGCAUGAACAGACAUAUAGGCAAAAGCGUUAGUAAUGAGGGAACGUUUUCUAAAGUUGUUACACUCUAAGUUAAAAUGUGUCGACUUUUUCCGUCGUAAAUUAUAGUAUCAUGGGUUCCAGCAAGAAAAUGUGUCGCACUUUAAUGUGUCGUAUUUUUAACCGUUCUGUACAUAUAUGACGACUGUUCAUUCAACAUUUUGUUCUGCUUGUAUAUCUAUAUAUAAUCUAUCUGAACUAUCACAUGAGAAUCAUAAAUUUUCAUGCACCAUUCUAUAUAAUAUAUUUCUCGAUUAUAUAUUUCUUGUAAAUAUUUCGAGAAAUAAUGACCUCACUUUAAGAGAGAUCUACCUGGCAGUAGUCUGAUCAAAAUCUGACUAGUCUUGCACGGUUGGAUCUCAAGAUCAGACUUUUUAACGGUGUUGCAUCAAACACUGAUGUUAAUUGUACUAAUUAAAUAUUGAUGGAUAUAAUGCAUCAAAGAAAAAAAAUUAUAGAUACGGUGAAACCUAGGCUCGAACCGCGAUUUCAGAAUGUGUCGGAUGUGUCGUACGCUUGCUGGAGAAAAUGUGUCGCAACGAGCACCUCGUGUCGUGCUUGAAUGUGUCGUGGAAUGUGUUGCGAAUCACGACACAUGCGACACAUUUUAACUUAGAGUGUAUAAUUCGUCUUGCUGGAUAAUGAAACCGGAUAUUAGGGAUAUUCUGGUUUGAAAAUAGAAAGACAAACCAGAGCUAUUAUAGUAUUUUUUAAAUUGAUAAUUUAGAUCUUAAGAAACCAAAGCCUCGUCAUCGAAACAGGAAAAAUGAUAUUCGUUCUGGCUCACCAAAUUCAAAUAAUACUACACCGCUUCAAUCAGUCGAUAACUUACAGGUACCAAUUGUUCAACCAGUACAAACGGCAUCAACUGAACGUAUUAGUACAGAAGAUUCAAAUGAUACAGUGAUUCUUCAGUCUGCCGCACACUUAGUGACACCAGUUGCUCUACCAGUACAAAACGGAACAACUCAGUCUGAUAUUGCAGAAAAUAUAAAUGAUGCUGUGAUACUUCAGUCAAUCGAAGAUUUAGUAAGUCCAAUUGCUCUACAAAUACAAGAACUAUCGAAUGAACCUGGUUUUACACAUAUCUAUUCAUCAAUAUCACCUGUUCUACUCAAACCAACAUCUGUUCAUGCGAUUCAAAGAUGUGAUCCAAGACCUGAUGCAGAUUCUCAAACAAUUAAUAAUGAUUUCGAAAAAUUACAAAUCGAACAAUUGACAAUGUUCUCUCUUUCAUCACCACCACCGCUGCGAUUUUCAAAACAACCAACAACAACCACUCAAGCUCAUGAUUAUAAUAUCUUUAAUCUAAUUGAAAAUAACUAUCAUGAUGCGAAGAAUUGUGAGAUCUCUAUUGAUGAUGAUCAUGAUGAAAUGGACAUUGUUGAUGAUGAUAAUGAAAUUCCUGAUGAACAAGAACCUAAUGUACUUCAUCGAAAAUGA